This is a messenger RNA of Lodderomyces margitis, 588 nucleotides long. Its product is annotated as DNA-directed RNA polymerase III subunit. The transcript has a single exon. NCBI's taxonomy places the organism in Eukaryota, Fungi, Ascomycota, Pichiomycetes, Serinales, Debaryomycetaceae. Gene Ontology annotation, biological process: transcription initiation at RNA polymerase III promoter. Gene Ontology annotation, molecular function: nucleotide binding. The record is from RefSeq and is a predicted model, not a curated record. The coding region runs from base 1 to 588 and encodes 195 amino acids. Gene Ontology annotation, cellular component: RNA polymerase III complex.
AUGCAAAUAAUAAAAGCAAGAGAUGGCUUCCUAUCUAACUUUGAGGUAUAUGACCACCUCAAAAAAAUCAAACACAAGUACAACUGGACAUUUUCUCCCGAAGAAGAGCUUGCACUCCAACAAGAACAACAAGAACAACAGCAACAACAAGACACUCACCACAAGAAACACAAUCACAAGCAAAAGAAUAGAUUUACCGCAUGUGGUAUAGAUUUGGAAGUAGUGACGCGAGAUGUACUUCAGUUUAUGGAAAACAAUGCCGAAAUAACCCAAGUUGACGUUGACAGUUUUAAACAACUCAUGUCUUUUUUGAACCAAUUGGAGUUGAUGAAGGUUGAAAAAUUACAAAUUGUAAACUGUUUGCCAAGGUCCUUGGUGGUAUUGUACUUGCUCGUCGAGGAUUGUGAAGAGAGAUUUAGUGUAGAUGUAUGUGAAGAGAUUGUGGGGAAGAUUAAUGAGUUAUUUCCUUUAGCAGAAGAGGAGGAACAAGAGGAGGAACAAGAGGAGGAGGACCAUGAGGUUGAUGGAGAAGCUGAAGAAGAUGAAGAAGAGGUAGCAGAUGAACAGAAUGAUGCAGAUAUGGAGUAG